ACGUCGCUUCCGGGAGACGCGUUGGCAAUUUCCUAAACAGAAGAACCAGGCAGAGCGGACAGUCGGCGGCUAGCAAGGCCGGGGGGACGAGCGUGUGUGUGCGGCUUCAUUUCUGGGAUUAACGCGACGGGGAAGCAUAGCCAACCAUUUGACGGACGUCUAUCAUGAACAGGAGGUCCUGACAUGGACGCAGAGAUGAUUCCCAAAUUUUGCUCAAAAGACGAAGAAUUGGAUUACUGGAAGUCCCAAGCCCUGAAAUAUAAGAAAAGCUGCCAUGACGCCCAGGAGGAGCUGCAGGAGUUCCAAGAGGGGAGUCGAGAGCUGGAGGCCGAGUUGGAGGCGCAGCUCGGCCAGGCUGAACAUCGCCUUCGUGACCUGCAGACGGAGAACGAGAGGCUGAAGAAUGAUGUGGACAACCUCAAGGAGAAACUGGAGCAGCAGUACACUCAGAACUACAAGCAGAUUUCUGUGCUAGAAGAUGACCUGGGCCAGACGCGAAGCAUCAAGGAGCAGCUCCACAAAUACGUGCGAGAGCUAGAACAGGCCAACGACGACCUGGAGAGAGCCAAAAGGGCGACCAUCGUGUCCCUGGAGGACUUUGAGGGCCGUUUAAACCAAGCCAUCGAGAGAAACGCCUUCCUGGAGAGCGAACUGGACGAGAAGGAGUCUCUGUUGGUGUCUGUGCAGCGACUCAAAGAUGAAGCGCGAGACCUCAGGCAGGAGUUGGCGGUACGAGAGAGGACCACAGACAGGAUGUCGGCGCCAAGCUCGCCCACCUUAGACAUCGACAAAACGGACUCUGCCAUACAGGCGUCUCUCUCACUACCAUCCACACCGGUGGGAAAGAGUGUGGAACAUUCCUUUGUCGCCCCGAAAGUGACCAACGGCUGCGCCAACUCCUCCCUCACAGCCUCAGGUAGAAUCUCAGCCUUGAACAUCGUUGGCGAUCUGCUCAGAAAAGUCGGGGCUUUGGAAUCCAAACUGGCCGCCUGCAGAAGCUUCGGUAAGGACCCGGCGGCAAGACAGGGCAUCGCCGCGGGCAACGGCGCCCUCAUCAAACACAGCACCUACUUUGACAAAAGCACCCUUAACGGAUUGGACCCCAGCGCCUUGACCUCCAUGACCGCCUCCAGAACCGUUUCUCCACCAGGCCUGCUGAGCGUGUGAGGUGUUGAUAGGACAUCAGAGGACACAAGUAACUGUGUGUGUGUCUGUGUGCGAGUGUGUAAGCGAGGGGAUGUUUGCACAAGAGAGACUCGACAAGAUGCACAUUUGUCGUCGGUGCAUUCUUUUCCUCGCACGUAACCGCAUGUGCAGAACGCAGCUAAUUUACUGCACCUUGUCCGAAUGUCGCCAACGUGGUGUCGGCCCACCACGCGGCACACGACCGCCCCCCCUCCAUGACGACAAAAGGUCCCACAGACCUCACUUAUUUUUGGCCUGCGUUUUCUCUUUAUUUGCACAGUUCAACGAGUUACUCCCGUUUAGAACGUAUAUUUAAAAAAAAAAGAAGAAGAAAAAAAAAAGGGAUGUGUUCAUAUUUACUAACUGAUCUCACCGGAUGCUUUACAAUGCAGUAUUCUGUCACAUGUGGGCCAAGGGAAGGGGUGGUGCCUGACCCGGCGUCCACACUUAAUGACUGAAGUGAAUGUUGAUCGUUCAAAGCCAAAGUGCUGUCCUGUCGUCCCCCACCUCGGUUCAAUCUGCACUUUAAGUCAAGUGCAUCUUUUCUUUUUCUGUAAAUGUUUGUAUUUUU
Molecule: messenger RNA, 1756 nt
Organism: Entelurus aequoreus (snake pipefish)
Lineage: Eukaryota; Metazoa; Chordata; Actinopteri; Syngnathiformes; Syngnathidae
Gene: ndel1b
Product: nudE neurodevelopment protein 1-like 1b
Exons: 9
Coding region: 184-1167 (327 amino acids)
Biological process (GO): regulation of neuron projection development; microtubule nucleation; centrosome localization
Cellular component (GO): kinesin complex; kinetochore; centrosome
Molecular function (GO): microtubule binding
Source: RefSeq, a predicted model, not a curated record